This is a messenger RNA of Sarcophilus harrisii (Tasmanian devil), 5620 nucleotides long. RefSeq names its product LYR motif containing 4 (gene LYRM4). Gene Ontology annotation, biological process: iron-sulfur cluster assembly. The transcript has 3 exons. NCBI's taxonomy places the organism in Eukaryota, Metazoa, Chordata, Mammalia, Dasyuromorphia, Dasyuridae. The coding region runs from base 483 to 719 and encodes 78 amino acids. Gene Ontology annotation, cellular component: mitochondrion; L-cysteine desulfurase complex. The record is from RefSeq and is a predicted model, not a curated record.
UGCACCCCGUUGUUGGGUUCUAGCUUCAUGCAUUGUCAGUACACUUGAAAUUAACCAAACAGCAGAAAAGAACCCGGGAUGGUAGGGAGAGAGCGGGAGAGACCCAGGCUAGAUAGUGCAGACUUAUUCUUUCCGGGUGCAAGCUCAAGGACCACCCAGCUACAGACUGGGGCUCAGCCAGCAGGAGUGAAUCCCCGCCGAUGUUUUGACUUUCCUCGGCUUCCUCGCUUAGCUGUCCACGCUGAUGCCUGUUUUCUUUAUACAAAACAACUCAGGCUUUAGAGACUUUCUAGAGUCCAAAAGACGUCAGAGAACCGGCAUGGACAGAAUGAAGGGCUCAGGGCCUAGUCCGUAAACCGAGGUCUUGAGUCGAACAGAGCUAGCGUCUUCUGGGCUCCGGCUUUUAAUUGAGCCGCCCCGUCGGGUUAAGUGGGGCCUCCGGGAAAAGGACCCGUUUGUUUUCUGCCCCACCCCCUCCCAAAAUGGCAGCCUCCAGUCGGGCACAAGUAUUAGAUCUCUACCGGGUGAUGCUGAGAGAGAGCGGCAAGUUCACCUCCUACAACUACAGAACUUAUGCCAUCAGAAGGAUAAGAGAAGCCUUCAGAGAAAAUAAAAAUGUAAAGGAUUCUGCACAAAUACAAAUUCUAGUGAAUAAAGCCAAAAGAAACCUAGAAAUAAUUCAACGACAGCCAGAAAUCUCUACAUUCCAUCAUGGAUAAAUGAUGAGAGAAGUACAUGCUAGAAUGAGUCCAGCUUCACUGGUGCCCCUAAAGACACAAUUAACCUCAGGAAAAUAAAGUCCUGCUUUUAAGAAACAAGGUGAGGUGUGGGCAUUCUUGUGUGUUUAACCUCAAAAGGAUUGAAUUAGAGUCAAGUAAGACAUCUAAUCAUGGUGGGUGAUUGCCUUUAGCCUUUAUUCUCAUUAGCUACUCUUGAGAUGAUUAUUCUCUUUAAAAAAAUCUAUCAAAAUUGCUAUCAUAGAAGCUCCAUUAGUUUGUUAUAAUUCUGUUAUUUCCCUUCUCAUAAGAUUUGUAAGUAUCUUUGGCUUAAAUAAAUAUGAUAUAUCAUUGUAUGCCACUAUUAUAAAUAGGCUAUAAAAUUUAGUUAAUAUGGUAGUUAGAAUUGGGAACAAAAGUAUGAAAUCAUGAAAUCUAGAGAUCUCUAGACUGAGAAACAAGAUAUCUGAAUUCCAGUCCUGAUUAUACUACCAGUAAGUGGUAAGAUUGUAAUCUUUGUGACCUUAAGCAAAUAUUUUUGCUACUCUGAGUCUCAGCUUUCUACUGAGGGGAUUGAUCCAAUUAUAUCUAAACCACCUUAUAGCUCUAACUUUCUUGCUGUGGCUUUUAUUUAAUCUGUUAUCACUCCUUUUUCAAGGAUAUUGGGAGGGGGGAUUAUGACUUUCAUUUUCUCCAUGACAAUAAAACAACAGAACAAUAGAACAAAAUUUAUUUCAUAGAGGAAUUCAAGAUUAAUAUUUACAAAAGAAAUAAAGUUUACCAAGCACUUUGAAGUCUUUGGCAGCUUUGUACUCUGGAACCUUUUUUUCUGGUUUGGGGAAAGAGAGGGAAGAAACUUGAGGAAAGUUCUUCUGAUGCUUUUGCAUUGUAAGAUUUUCAGGUGAUCCUUGAAUGGUUUCCCUAGUACAGGAAACAGUGUUUGAUAAAAUUUCUGUAUCAAAAUAAAGAACAAGUUUAUAAUUUGCUAGCUAAACACAAACAGAAAAAGUUUUGUGUGGUGAUAGAUAAAUGCAGAUGGAAGUACUGAACUGGAUGUACUCUACUCCUAGUUCAUCUCGGGACUCAUUCCUCUGGAACCCCUCUUAUACUCAUAUGUUCACAGUCCAUGAAAAAAGACAAUCAGUUUUACAUAAUUGACUGUUUUCUGCCAUCUUUGCUAUUUGUUCACAAGCUAACAUUUUUUAAUUGAAUAAUUCAAAUACUGAGUGCAUCUGACAUUAAAAUUUUGAACCUGCAUUUUAAAAGCAGCUAAAAACAGACCUCAUGUAAAGCAUUAAAACAUAAAAGCAAUGAAGCAGAUAUUGCAUGUAGGGGGAAUUUUUGUUGAUUUUUUGUUUUCAGUAUAUUGUAGUUCAUCUUUGAAUUUCUUCUUUUGGCAUAUCUGUAGAAGUGAAGUAAUAUACCCAAUUCAGUAGUGCUUUCUGGAUCCUCAGAAAUCAAAACUAUUAUUGCUUUUAUGUGCUAAUUUAUGAUUUAGCUUUAAAAGUGACCAUUGAAAAGUAAUGUCCCUAAAUAACUAUUUGAAUGUGCCUAGUGGGAAACGAGAAACUAGUGAUUAAUGACUGUCAUCACUUGUCAUUCCAUGUAGUAUCUACCUUAAAGGCCAUAACCAGUACUUAUAAGUUGAUAAGGAAGAAGUAGAAUUGCUUAUCCACAGUCCUUUCAUUCCAGUCAAAUAAUUGAAUUGUUCCCAGCCCUUUUGAAAAGUAAUAAGAUGAGUACUUCCUCCUCUUCUUUACAAGGGUGGAUGACUAUGAAUGUGAAAUGUCUCAUGUGAUAUCAGACUUGUUCAUUAGUUUUGCUGAACUGUUUUUUCUUCUUCCUAAUCUUUAUUAUUAAGGAUGCCUCUGUGAAGCGGGAGGAGUGGAAGAUAUACAUUAAGAAUUUCUCAAAUUUAUUGGUUAGGAAAAAAUAACAAUAAAAAAAAGGAAAUCAUCUCCUGGUGAGCAUUCAAAUUCAAAGAUUCAGAGCCAUCAGUUGAGAACAUUUUCAGUCUUCUUCAGCAAUGAGACUUAGGGCUCUAAGCAAUUUUACACAUGUGACUUUGGGCAAAUCACUACCUUUCUAACUAUAAGUUUCCUCAUCUGCAAAAUGAGGGGAUGAGUGGCCACAAUGAGAAAAAUGAAAAAAAUCAUCUGACCUUGAUUAACUAAAAGUGAAGAACAAAAAGAGAGCAAUGUAGUGAGUGUCAAGCCCACAUUGGGUGAACCAAUGAGGAACACUAAAGAAUAGUAUUGUAUUGUGAUAGAGAAUUGUUUGACAGAAAGAAAAAACAUGAGGUAGCCAUGUGGCAAAAGCAGGGAAUGACAGAUAGUAGUACCAUUUAUACCUUUGUAAUGUCAGGAGAAAAGGAAAAAAAGCUUCCAAUGUGUUUAGGUGUAACCUCUGUAGAGAACUUAUUUACCAAGAUGAUCAGACAUGGAUCUUCAUUUUUUGAGGGAAUUCAUGGAUCCUUGAGCUCAUAGAGCUAUAUAAAUGUUUUAGGGGAAAGAGCUAUAAGUCCAUAUUUUCCUUCCUGUUCUCUCUUAAGGACCUUGCCUCAUUGGAUUUAAGUAGAUUUCAGUAGGGUCCCCUUUGGCAAUUGAAGAAGAGGUUUGGAGUGCCAUUAGUCUCUUCUCUUGUGGCAAAGCUGGUGAAGGAAAUACGUUGUCUUGUGACAAUCACAAGGAGGUCUCUCUCUCUUUCUCUCUUAGUCAUUGUUGGCAAGACAAUGUCCUCCUUAAUAAACUGAUCCUUCCCCUGGAAAAUGGUCUUCUAUCCAAGAGCCAGUGUGGCUUGAGAAAGGGCCAAGGGCUCUUCCAGAAAGGGCAAACUUCAUAUCAUGAUGUUCCAGGAGAAAUGCCAAGAGCAGAACAGAGGUGUGUACACCACAUAGGUCAUUCUGACCCAAGCCUUUGAUACUGUCAGUCAUGAGGCUGCUUGUGGAAUAGUAUGAGAAAAUUUGGUUGUUUGCAUAAAUUUAUCAGUAUUGUACAUCACUUUCAUGAUCACACUUCAUCAUGUGCUUGCAUGGGUUUUGGAUAAUGGGACAAUGCUCUUUUACUUUCCUGCUCACCAUGUGCUUGCUCCCAUGCUUUUUAGCAUGAUGUUUUCAACACUGUUGUCAGAUGCCUUUAAUGAAAAGGAAAAUGACAUCAAAGUCACCUACCACUCCGUCAGUAAUUAUUUAACUUGAAAAAGCUACAAGCCAUGAUUAAAGUAGAGGUAGAGUUGGUUAAAAAAAAAAAAAUUAUUCAUGGGUGACUGUGCACUCAGUGCAGUCUCUGAGGCUGAUAUACAACAAAAUAUGGAUCGUUUCUCUGCCACUUGUGCAAAUUUUGGCCUAACAAUUACCACUAAGAAAGCACAGGUUCACCAGCAGCCAUCAGUACACUAGUCAUAACCACUGUCUACACCAAAGAAGAAAUUUUCAGUGUUGUGAAUAAGUUCACUUACCGUGGGCAGUAUACUUUCCAGGGAUGUACACAUAGAUGAUGAGGUUAAUGUAUGUGUUGUCAGAGUUAGUUCAGUAUUUGGAAAACUGAAGAAAAGUAUGGGAAAGAUGAGGUUAUAGGAUGCCUAGCAAACCAAAAGUCCGAGCCAUUGUGCUGACCUCGUUAUUAUGUGUCUCUGAAACCUGAACAGUAUACCAGCGCCAUGCCAGGAAACUGAAUCACUUCCCUUUGAAUUGUCCUAGAAAGAUUCUGAAUAUCACCCAGUAGAAUAAGCUGCCAGACACUGAAGUCCUUUCUCAAGCUGAACUGUCAAACAUUCAAAUACUCCUGCAAUAAGAGCAGCUCCAGUGGGCUGCCCAUAUUGAAAUCCAAAUGUAUGUUUGCCUAAAAGACCACAGAGAACUGACACAAGACAGGCGCUCACCUGGAGGUCAGGAGAGAUAAAAGGACACUCUCAAGGUCUCUCUGAAGAACCUUAAGAUCAGUUGUGUGAGAUGCUGGUAAAGGCAUACGCAGCAUGGCUUACCCACAUCACAGAAGAUGUUGCACUCAGUAAGCAAAGCAGAAUAGUAGUUCAAAAGAUUCAUGAGAUGUGCAGAUUUAGGACCUCUCUACUCCAGAAGUUCACAUGGACUAUUUGUGGGCAAUCUGUGGUAGAGCCUGCUAAGCUCAUGUUGGUCUGAUCAACCAUAGUCAGACACACUGUACCUUGACUCCAAUAUAGUGAUGUCAAUUUGGUCCUCUUCAAAAACAAAGGACUCUUGUAGCUCAUCCCUAAGCCAGAAGCCAGAAGCCAGGCCAGGAAAGAAAACUCACUUAGUCAUGUUUUCCAGUAUUGUUUCCUUCCCAUUUAUAUAAAGUCCCCAAGCAUAUCAAACUCCCAUUAGUCCCGAUUUCUUCAAUGAGGAUAAAGUUGCACUUGGAAAGGAAGUCACUCUUCAUUGGUUCUUAGGGUCUGUGUUGGGUGAUGUUCCUGGCUCUGAUCUUCCAUAUUUUCUAACAUUUCAUUGCUUUCCUUGACCCUGACUCAUUUCUGUCUUCUCUAUCACCUCUCUUGAUAAGAUCUAAAAGAGAAAAAAAAAAAUCAGGAAGAACAAACCAAAAAAAUUCAUUCCACCAACUAAUAAAGUAAAUGUACAUUGGACUGAGCAUCAGAAGACUUGAAUUCAAGGUCUCAUUUUGACAUUUCCUAGCAGUAUUCCAGGUAGGAGUCAUUUAACAUAUGUAAACAUUAGUUUUCUCAUUUGGAAAAUGGAAGGUAACAAUACUGUCACUUUCCACAUCAGGUGGUUGUUAUCAGGAAGGUCCUUUUUAGAUUCCAAAAUGUUAGUACAAAUGUUAUUGUUGAUUAGAAAAGUAGUAUAAUACAGUGGAAAGAACUUUAACUCCAAAGACAGAGGCUGUUGGAAUCCUAGUGUCAACUCAACUUGAAACAAGGUGAAAACUCAA